Molecule: messenger RNA, 913 nt
Organism: Marasmius oreades (fairy-ring Marasmius)
Lineage: Eukaryota; Fungi; Basidiomycota; Agaricomycetes; Agaricales; Marasmiaceae
Exons: 5
Coding region: 106-819 (237 amino acids)
Biological process (GO): chaperone-mediated protein complex assembly; protein folding
Cellular component (GO): nucleus; cytosol
Molecular function (GO): Hsp90 protein binding; protein-folding chaperone binding
Source: RefSeq, a predicted model, not a curated record
UGACACUAUUCUCGAGCAUUCGACGCGCUUCCCAAUACUGCAAGUACUGGUCUGACCUUCUCCGCAACCACUUCUUUCUUCUUUAUACAUAGAUAUUCUUGCUUGAUGACUGCUCAACAUCCAGAAGUUCUUUGGGCGCAACGAAGCUCUCGCAACGACGCUGCUAAAAAUGUCGUUUACCUGACUGUGAACUUGCCUAAUAUCCAAGAGUCCAGUUUACAAUACGAACUCUCUUCUAAAGGCAUCUCGUUUAAAGCGACCGCUGGAGAUUUGUCGAAGAGUAUUGAAGAAAAAAAAUAUGAAUUCGAGUUUGAGUUCUUUUCUGAAGUCGUUCCCGAGGAAUCCUCCAAACGCCUCACGUCGCGUUCUUUCUACCUUGUUCUGCGCAAGAAAGAAUUAAAAGAGGAAUAUUGGCCCCGUCUCACAAAGGAGAAAGUAAAAACCAUGUUUGUGAAGACUGACUUUAGUAAAUGGGUCGACGAGGAUGAACAGGACGGCGAGGUUGCUCCUGAGGACGAUAUGGACAUGGCUGGGAUGGGGGGAAUGCCUGGAAUGGGAGGUAUGGGAGGUAUGGGAGGUAUGGGAGGUAUGGGAGGUAUGGGAGGUAUGGGAGGUAUGGGGGGAAUGGGGGGAAUGGGGGGAAUGCCUGGUAUGGGUAUGGGCGGAGACAUGGACUUUGAAAAAAUGAUGGCCUCAAUGGGAGGUGGGGCUGGUCUUGAUGCUGCAACAGGUGGUCCGUCCGCCACCGAAGAUGGCGACGGCGAUGACUCUGAUGACGAUGGUCCUCCACCACUCGAAGACGCUGAAUUACCCAAGUAAAAACAUUACCUAUUAGUAGUGAAAUAUACACUAUUGAAUCUUGAAGCACAAUAUUAUUAUACAUUUCCUCAAGCCAAGUGUUCAUGUUCUUGAC